AUGCAUCUGAUAAAUGUGGUGGCGCUGGUUCAAGUGGCGAUCAGGAAUGGCGGCGGCCUUAAUAGUGGAUUAUUGGGAGCAGAAAUCGAAUUUGGAACGGUUUGGUGGUUUGUCUAUGCAGGGAUCUCAUGUUUUUUAGUGUUGUUCGCCGGAAUUAUGUCGGGAUUGACUUUGGGUCUCAUGUCCUUGGGCCUCGUCGAACUAGAGAUCCUCCAGCGUAGCGGUACACCCUCGGAGAAAAAACAGGCCGCCAAAAUACUUCCAGUGGUUCAGAAGCAGCACCAGCUUCUCGUGACAUUGCUUUUAUGUAAUGCUGCAUCAAUGGAGGCUCUUCCAAUAUACCUUGAUAAGCUUUUCAAUCAAUAUGUUGCAAUUAUACUAUCUGUGACUUUUGUUCUAGCAUUUGGGGAGGUUAUUCCUCAAGCAAUAUGUACUAGAUAUGGACUUGCUGUAGGUGCAAAUUUUGUUUGGCUGGUCCGCAUUCUAAUGAUCAUUUGUUAUCCAAUUGCUUAUCCUAUUGGGAAGAUUCUAGACUGGGUACUGGGACACAAUGAGGCUCUGUUUAGACGAGCCCAGCUGAAGGCUCUUGUCUCUAUCCAUGGCCAGGAGGCUGGUAAAGGAGGCGAGCUCACGCAUGAUGAGACAACAAUUAUUAGUGGAGCACUAGAUUUGACUGAGAAGACCGCUGAGGAGGCCAUGACCCCAAUUGAAUCAACUUUUUCCUUGGAUGUCAAUUCAAAGUUGGACUGGGAGGCAAUGGGAAAGAUUCUGGCUAGGGGUCAUAGUCGAGUUCCUGUCUAUUCUGGCAACCCUAAGAAUAUUAUUGGGCUUUUACUGGUAAAGAGUCUUCUUACUGUGAGAGCAGAAACAGAGACCCCAGUGAGUGCUGUUUCUAUACGGAGAAUUCCACGUGUUCCUGCAGAUAUGCCGCUCCCUAACUACUCCAUUGCUAUCGAAGCAAGAAGAGAAGUUACUAAGGGAUUGGCCCUUUCAUCAGAUGACACUGAAGAUGGUGAAGUUAUUGGCAUUAUUACCUUGGAAGACGUAUUUGAAGAACUUUUGCAGGAAGAAAUUGUUGAUGAGACAGACGAAUUUGUCGAUGUACACAAAAGGAUACGUGUGGCAGCAGCUGCAGCUGCUUCAUCAAUUGCACGUGCCCCAUCAAGUCGGAGGUUAACUGGCCAUAAAGCUGGAGGCCAAAUUAAGCAAGGGCAGACCCCCAAGAAGUCAGGUGAGGAUGACUCGACCUCUGCAAGAUUGCAAAGGAAUCUUGGUGAACCACUUCCUGGUAACAAAAGAUAA
Molecule: messenger RNA, 1302 nt
Organism: Fraxinus pennsylvanica
Lineage: Eukaryota; Viridiplantae; Streptophyta; Magnoliopsida; Lamiales; Oleaceae
Source: the annotation of a GenBank genome assembly